Messenger RNA from Henningerozyma blattae CBS 6284, 1668 nucleotides. It is a transcript of the gene UTP7, whose product is annotated as Utp7p. NCBI's taxonomy places the organism in Eukaryota, Fungi, Ascomycota, Saccharomycetes, Saccharomycetales, Saccharomycetaceae. Bases 1 to 1668 code for a protein of 555 amino acids. The record is from RefSeq and is a predicted model, not a curated record. Gene Ontology annotation, molecular function: protein binding. Gene Ontology annotation, biological process: maturation of SSU-rRNA from tricistronic rRNA transcript (SSU-rRNA, 5.8S rRNA, LSU-rRNA). The transcript has a single exon. Gene Ontology annotation, cellular component: 90S preribosome; small-subunit processome; nucleolus.
AUGGUUUCUACAGAGGCUAAGAAGACCCAGGCUGGUAAAGCUUCCAGGCCUAGACCUAAUCAAGGCAAAUAUGAGAGAAAUUUUAACAAAAAUGCUUCAAAAAAAUAUCGUAAGGCAAAGGAUAAAAGGUUACGUGCUAACAUGAAGAAGAUGGAUGAACAAUAUAUUGAUUCAGUCACUUCUGCAGCUUCAACAGAAUAUCUGUUGCCUGAAUCAGCAGGUUAUUUAGAAGCGGAAGGCGAAAUGGAAAAGACUUUUAAAGUUAAACAAUCUGAAAUUAAAGAUAGCGUUGAUGAAUCCACAGUAAAUAAAGCUUUAGAUUUAUCGUUGAAAGAAUUUGGUCCCUAUUAUAUAAAUUAUUCUAAAAAUGGUACUCAUUUAUUAAUAUCAGGACAUAAAGGUCAUGUUGCUUCUAUGGAUUGGAGAAAAGGUGCAUUACGUGCCGAAUUAAAUUUAAAUGAAUCAUGCUUUGCAGCCACCUAUUUACAGAAUGAACAAUACUUUGCACUGGCACAAAAAAAAUAUGUUUUUAUAUACGAUCAUGAAGGUAUUGAAUUACAUCGUUUGAAGCAUCAUAUCGAAGCUAGGCAUUUACAAUUUUUGCCAUAUCAUUACUUAAUGGCCAGCGCUGGUGAAACUGGUUGGUUAAAGUAUCAAGAUGUGUCAACUGGUGAAUUGGUAUCAGAACUGAGAACUAAAUUAGGACCAACUACGGCAAUGACUCAGAAUCCAUGGAAUGCUGUUAUGCAUCUAGGCCAUAGUAACGGUACAGUUACUUUAUGGUCACCUACAAUGUCUGAGCCAUUAGUAAAAUUACUCUCUGCCAGAGGUCCAAUUACAAGUAUUGCAGUUGAUAGAAGCGGUUAUUAUAUGGCAACUACUGGUUCUGACAAAUCAUUAAAGAUUUGGGAUAUCAGAAACUUUAAAGAGUUGCACACAACUAGGGCUUUACCUACUCCUGCUUCUAAUGUAACUAUUUCUGAUACUGGUUUGUUGGCAGUUUCUAGAGGUCCUCACUUGACAAUUUGGAAAGACUGUUUGAAAUCUGAUGAAAAUGCUAAGCCUUGUUUUGGUUCUAUGGGUGGUGAUAAAACUAGAAAUACACCAUAUAUGUCUAAUUUGUUAGCUGGUAACAAAAUAGAAAAUAUGCAAUUUGUGCCAUUUGAAGAUUUGUUAGGUAUUGGUCAUCAGGAUGGGGUUACAAACUUGAUUAUUCCUGGUUCUGGUGAGGCUAAUUUCGAUGCUUUAGAAAUUAAUCCUUAUGAAUCUAGUAAACAAAGACAAGAUCAAGAAGUUAGAACUUUACUAAACAAAUUGCCUGCAGAUUCUAUUAUGCUGGAUCCAAACCAAUUGGGUGUUGUAGAUAAGCGUUCUUCUAGUGUCAGACUAACCGCAAAGGAUUUGGCUCAAAUAACGACAGAUUCUUCAAAUCAAUCGAAAAAUGAAAAAGAUAGUCUAAAUAGCAAUGCAAGCAGUAAAGGUAAAACUGGUCUCCAGAAUUUCUUACGUAAGAAGAAUCAAAAUGUUAUUGAUGAGAGAAAGCUCAGAAUUCAAAAGCAACUUGAAAAAGAAAAUGAGGAUCUUAAGAGAAAGCAGCAACUCGAGCGUGGUGAGAUCGUAGAAGAACCUAAAGAUUUAAUGGACGAAGCAUUGAGUAGAUUUAGCUGA